CGAAGCGGACCUCAGUCGGUAGCGAAAGAUCGAGCGGACCGCGUGGAGACCUGCCGGCUUUUCUCUCGAGAGCGCGCGGCUCGCUUGCUGGCUUCACCGAGGGCCAGGCCAGGACCGACAUGCAGCUGCUUGUACCGCCGGUAUGAGUGCCUGUCAGGCCGCUUUCUCGGUCCUGUUGCUGCUCGUCGCCUGUGGCCGGUCGUCGUCCUCGGCCACGCCGCCGGGCAACAACGAGGACGCGCCCCUGGUGCGCACCUGCGAGGAAGUGCAGAUGCGGUGCGCGCAGCGCAAGGGCUGCGGCUCGGCGCUGCACGCCUACCUGUACCAGUGCAACGAGGUGAUCCAGGCGGGCGCCUCGCAGUGUCCCGUGCCGUGUCAGCGCGCGCUGGCCGCCCUCACGUCGACGGACGAAGGUCGCGGCUUGUCGGACUGCGAGUGCGGCGAGAACGACGUGUGCCGCAAGAGCAAGCUGCGCGUCGAGGUGUGUCGCGAGGCCGUGGAGAAGCUGACCGCUCCCGGUGCGCGAAUCCCGUGCAGCGUGGCCUUCUGGAUGUGCGAGGCCGAGCCCCAGUGCGGCACGGCGCUCGCCUACUACUACCGCUACUGCCGCGGCGCGUUCCACGGCAAGCGGUGCACGCCCCGCUGCAACAACAGCCUGGCCAUCCUCAACAGGCAGCCGCGAUCGGACACGCUACGCUCGUGCUACUGCGACGGCUCCGAGGAGUUUCCCUGCCAGAAGAUUCGCGACAGGACGGACCAGUUGUGUUACGGCAGGCAGGAGCCGUCCACGACGCCGAAGCCCGGUUCCGCGGGAACAGCUGUGCGUCCCGCCGGGUGGCCCCAGCUGACAGUCGCGCUGCUGCUUCUCGUAUCUCUUGCUACGCGGCGCGGCCAGUGCAGUGUCUCUGAAGUGACGUGACCGCCUGCGCAGAGGACCGCGCGGACAGCAGCCGGAAGAAGCGGCGACGGCGCGAUACAGACAUUCGCACGGCUCGAGUCGAGCGCGGUGCACAAGCAACAGCGGAACUCUACCCCGGCUGAAAGCGUGCCAAGACAAACUGCAACGCGGCGCAGCUUUGACGAGGAAGCAGCAGUCUUGUGGACUGUGUUUUGUCGGGAGUGCGUUAUGUUUGGACUCGCAUUUGAGUGGGUGCGUGCGUGUGUGUGGUCGACUGCGUGUGGGUAGGAAAUAACGGCGUCGAGUCGCGUGCGUCGUCCUCUGAACGUGCAAUGCCGCGACGGGGGGCGGCCGUGUACAGUGUUCCCCGGUGAGAUUGAGAAACAGCAUUCCUACGCGGCAGAAGUACGAGGGGUGAAAUCCAAACUGAUGGUGCAAUGGACAGGUCGCACCCUUCUCUCAACCGCUGAAAGUACGAAUGUAAGAAAAUUUCUGGCUAGAUCAAGAGCUCUGCACCGUCGACUGGGGACGUCUGUGCUUCUGUAUCGAAUGAGCGGUGACGCGAAACUUGAGUGAAUGGAUAACGUUGGCUCGUAGACAACGAAUGCGUCUAUAGGAGGCCCUGAAUCUGAAGCGGUUUGAUGUAUACAGUCAUGAACAAAGCUCUAGGGAGCACACUUCGUAUUAGCGACUGUAAAUGGGCUCGCCCUCGAGCCCUAACUAUGUAGGAGACGAACGAGCUUACGUUUGCAAGCGCGAGAGAUGAUGACAAGUGAACACACACGUAGUUACAUCCAGUUUUCGUUGUGCUUUCGCACCAUGGCAGCGCGUUUUAUGUAUCGCCUGGGGCUGUGCACAACCUGCUGUCGGUUGCAAUUUCACCGUUGCUUAUUUAACUUAUCGUUUAUUUUUAACCGAAGGUUCACAUUCGACAGUUCUGCUGCGUGCUUUCUGAAAAUACGAAGGACGAACCAGGGAGUCAGCGUAUAGUUAAACGUAGGAUAUGUGUAAGUAGAUAUGAACUGGGUGUACAAUCGUAUAGCUAGCUUAGAACUCGUCUGCAAGCGCGCACUCUUAAGAAUAGAACUUAAGUCCGAGUCUAAUCGAUGUACGCAUAGGUCGACGUUGUGGACAUAUUGUCUUAGAAUAUAUGUUAUAGAACUUCGCUCAGGGAAGCAAACAUCAGCUUGCGCAAAGCAAGGGCAGCAAUGCCAUAUAUUUGUGUAAAUAACAAAAGUAUCUAUGUAUAUAUUAUAUAGUUGGGUAUAGUCAGCAAGAUAGGCACUGUCUACGUCGUGGUAUAACAGAAUCAGGCAUCCGCGUAAUGCGUUUUACGAGGAGCGAAAAACGCACUGCGUAAACCGGUACUUUCGUAUCAUUGUACAUGGUUGCUGCAACUGAAAUUGUUGGGACGCCAAGUGUUCAAACAAAUAAAGAUGGCAGGCUCCUUGCGAGUCUGUACCUCUCCUUUUUUU
Messenger RNA from Rhipicephalus microplus (southern cattle tick), 2373 nucleotides. Its product is annotated as growth arrest-specific protein 1. Gene Ontology annotation, biological process: regulation of cell cycle. NCBI's taxonomy places the organism in Eukaryota, Metazoa, Arthropoda, Arachnida, Ixodida, Ixodidae. The record is from RefSeq and is a predicted model, not a curated record.